CACCCCCGAACCCGGGAAAGGGGCGGGGCGACUGGGUGGGGGAGGGUCGGCCGUGAGCGAAGGCAACCUCUGAGAUAGUUUCCCCCCGUCGGGGCUGCGCUGAAGCCGGAGACGGAAUGAAGGCUCGGGGUUUUCCCCUUCAGGCGGGGGGGCGGCCUUCCCGAGGAGCCCCGCAGCCCCGAGGCUGAGCGCUGGCGCUUCCGCAGCUGCGUCUCCCGGGAGGCCGAGGGGCCCCGGGCGCUUUGCAGCCGCCUGUACGGGCUGUGCCGGGGGUGGCUGCGGCCCGAGCGGAGCAGCAAAGCCGAGAUGCUGGACCUGGUGGUGCUGGAGCAGCUGCUGGCCCUGCUGCCCCCGGAGCUGGCGGGCUGGCUGAGGGAGUGCGGGGCCGAGAGCUGCGCCCAGGCAGUGGCCCUGGCCGAAGGCUGCCUCCUCGGCCCCGCAGCCGCCCCGGAAAAGCUGGCAAAGGGCCGGCAGUUGCAGGAGCCAUUCGUUGAGGAGAUCUCAGCAGAGCUCCAGGGAAGAGGAGAUCCAUCCAAUGAUUCUAAAGAGCUUCUUUUCAGGAGAAUCCAAUUGGGGCCACCUUGCCAGGACUCUGAUCCCUUUGAGGAGGUGGCUGUGAACUUCACAGAGGAGGAGUGGGCACUGCUGGAUUCUAGCCAGAAGGCCUUGUGCAGAGAAGUCAUGCUGGAGGUUACUAUGAAUAUGGCUGCUCUGGUCUGCUUUACUUGUAGGAGUCCUCGACCACCCUCUGCUCUUGGAAGUCGGAUUGAGCGAAGUCGCAGACCAGCGUUCCUGGGUGAGCUGACAUCGUUACAAGGUAAGCAUACAUUUUUAUACUUUUCUGUACAAAGGAAUUUCUUUGUUUCUUUUGUUACUUUUGUGUGUCUGUCUUUUGUGUGUGAGUUCGUGGAUCACCCUGUGUUUUCUUAUUAUACUUGAGAUUGGGUGGUGUCUUAGUUAUUUGAUUUCGCGUCCUUUUGUUUCCUUCUGCUUUCAUUAUUUUUCCUUUUGCCCUAAGGUGAUCAUGUUGUUAUCAAUUAAGCCCUUACUCCCAGCUUGGCUCUUAUCAGAUUGCUGGGGCUAUUGAUUAAAUCUUUUCCUUUUGCUAAUCCUCUGCCAUUCCUUUUGUUUUGCUCUCCUAGUUUCUGCUGCCUUGAUAGUUCCUUUCCUGGCAUGUCCUGAGUCUUUUGUGUGUGCCAUUUCCCUGGCUCCUCUUUUGUUCCUAAAUGGCCCUGAUGUUCAUGUGUUCUAUUUUGGGAAGGUCAUUUUCCUAUGCCUGUGGCCUUUGCCUCUCUGAGUUGAUUAUGUCCUACUGGUCCUGGCACUGUCUUGGUGGUGUUCCCCUCCUACACAGGUUACGAAUAAGGUAAAAUAUUUGGGGAUACAAUUGACAGCAAGGUGCAGUUCUCUUAAGGAAAAUAAUUAUAACAAGGUUAAACGACAGAUAGGACAAGAUUUGGAAAAAUGGGGAAAUCUGCAACUAUCUUUGAUUGGGAGAAUUGCAACCAUUAAGAUGAAUAUUUUGCCUAGAAUGUUUCAGACAAUUCCGAUAAAGUUGGAUAAGGAUUUUUUUACAGAUUUGAAUAAAAUGAUAUUGAAAUAUAUUUGGCAAGGGAAAAAGGCAAGAAUAAAAAUUAAGUUGUUACAAGAUGCUAAAGCAAAGGGUGGUUUCGGUUUACCUAAUUUUGAAUUAUAUUAUCAAGCAGCUAGUUUAAUGUGGAUUAAAGAAUGGGUAACAUUGAAAAAUACUAGGCUAUUGAAUUUGGAGGGACAUGAUUUGUUGAUGGGGUAGCAUGCUUUUUUAUGGUACAAAGGAACUAAAAUACAGGGGUAUUUUAGAAGACAUCAGAUACAUGUCGCUUUGCUUUUGAAUUGGGAGAGGAUCAAAAAAUAUCAUUAUUUGAAGAUUCCAGUCUGGGUAUCUACAACUGAAGCUUUCUCAUACCCAGUAAUAUUCAAAAGGGAACAAAUUGUUAGAUAUAGUGAAUUAUUGGAUGAAAAGGGUGAACUUAAAUUAAAGCAAGACUUAGAAGAUCAGGGAUUUAAGAUGGAUUGGUUUUCAUAUAUGCAAAUAUUUUCAAGAUAUCGAGAAGAUCUCAAACAAGAAGGUUUUUAUAGAGUUUUGAUUACCUUAGAUAAGAUAUUGAUGGGCUCUGAUGAUCAUGUAAUUAAAAAGUUAUAUGGACACUUGCUAGAGGCAAAAUUGGAAGAAGAACAAGUUAAAGAGUCAAUGAUAGCAUGGGGAAAAAAAUUUAGUUAUGGUAGUACAAAAAUUGUGGUCACAUAAUUAUAAAAUGAAAAUGUCUACAGCAUAUAAAGAGAAUUUGUAUAAGAUGUUUUACAGGUGGCAUUUACCCCCCCCCCCCGACGAGGAUAGCCAGAAUGUUCAAGAACAAAUCGGAGAAGUGCUGGAAGUGUCAUCAGACCCCAGGAUCUUAUUACCAUAUGUGGUGGACAUGCGUAGAAGCAAAAAGAUUUUGGACUAAGAUACACACAUGGUUGGAAAAAAUGAUAGACAUAUUGAUUUUAAACCAGAGAUAUUUUUAUUAGGGAUCUUACCAGAGACAUUUAACAAAAAAUUACAAUAUUUAAUUGUGAAUAUAUUAACAGCGGCUAGAAUCGUAUUUGCAAAAAACUGGAAAGGAGAGAAGAUGAUUACUGAUGAAUAAAUUAUUAAGAAAAUGUUGGAUUGUGCCGAAAUGAGUAGAUUGACAUUUGAAAUAAGAGAACAGGAAGACAAACAAUAUUAUUUGAUAUGGGAGCUAUUUUAUCAAUGGAUAGAUAAUAAAGUAUGGAGAUGAGAUAUAUGAAAUGAAAUUUGGAUAAAAUGUUUAAGCACUUGGUUUUUUUUCCUUGUUUUUUGUUUUCUUUCUUAGAGGUAAGAAUAUUUGUCAUAUAAUGAGAAUUUGAAAAUUUUGAGAGCAUGAAAUGAUUUUCACCGAUCGAAAUACUGUCUGUAAGAGUUUGGAAGAAUGAUGUUUUUUAUGUUGUUUCUGUUUAAAAAAUAAAAUAAAAAAUUAUAAUAACCCCCCCCCC
Molecule: messenger RNA, 3036 nt
Organism: Pantherophis guttatus
Lineage: Eukaryota; Metazoa; Chordata; Lepidosauria; Squamata; Colubridae
Source: RefSeq, a predicted model, not a curated record